This is a messenger RNA of Tyto alba (common barn owl), 7408 nucleotides long. RefSeq names its product DENN domain containing 11 (gene DENND11). The record is from RefSeq and is a predicted model, not a curated record. Bases 55 to 1356 code for a protein of 433 amino acids. NCBI's taxonomy places the organism in Eukaryota, Metazoa, Chordata, Aves, Strigiformes, Tytonidae. The transcript has 9 exons. Gene Ontology annotation, cellular component: cytoplasm.
UCGGCUCGGCUCGGCUCGGCUCGGCUCGGCUCGGCUCGGCUCGGCGCCGCCGCCAUGGUGGAGCGCACCGACGAGGCGCCGCUGCUCUUCUGGGCCGAGGGCCCCGCCGUGUCAGCGCCGCCACCCGCGGCCGAGGCGGGGGGCGGCGGCGGCGGCUGGAGCGCGGCUCCGUGGGGCGGCGCGGGGCCGCCGCGGGCGGAGGCGGAGGAGGACCAGAUUGUGGCCGUCUUCGUGGUCACCUUCGACCCCCGCACGGGCAACAUGGUGGAGUGGUGUUUACCCCAAGAUAUUGAUUUGGAAGGUGUGGAAUUCAAAUCCAUGGCAAGCGGGUCCCACAAAAUCCAGUCAGAUUUCAUUUAUUUCCGGAAAGGGCUCUGUUUUGGCCUGGCCUGCUUUGCCAACAUGCCUGUGGAGAGCGAGUUAGAGCGCGGUGCCCGCAUGAAGUCCGUGGGGAUUCUCUCCCCUUCCUACACCCUGCUGUAUAGGUACAUGCACUUCCUGGAGAACCAGGUCAGACACCAGCUGGAGAUGCCAGGGCACUACUCCCAUCUAGAGGCUUUCUAUGACGACAAGAAAGGAGUUCUCCCCGACAGCAAGAGCACCCCCACCUCUCAGCAACCUGUCCACUGGUUGCCUUCCAUCCACAGAUACAUGUACCCAGAGAUGAAGAUCACACACCCUGCUGGCUGCAUGUCUCAGUUCAUCAAAUUCUUUGGUGAGCAGAUCCUUGUCCUCUGGAAGUUUGCCCUGCUGCGCAAGCGCAUAUUGAUAUUUUCACCGCCCCCAGUUGGAGUUGUCUGCUAUAGAGUGUAUUGCUGCUGUUGCCUUGCCAAUGUUUCUCUGCCUGGUCUUGGAGGAACUGUCCCAGAGUCCAAACCAUUCUUCUAUGUGAAUGUGGCAGACAUAGAAAUGCUGGAGACAGAAGUAUCGUAUGUGGCCUGUACAACAGAAAAGAUCUUUGAGGAGAAACGGGAUCUCUAUGAUGUCUAUGUGGACAACCAGAAUGUGAAGACGCAUCAUGAGCAUCUGCAACCACUCCUGAAAAUUAACAAUGCUGACAAGGAGAAGUACAGACGGCUCAAUGACCAGAGGCAGAUGUUAAUGUAUUCUCAAGAAGUGGGCGAGGAUUGUAGCUCCUGUGAAGAGGACCUUUUCAUCUUGUUUUUCAUGGAGCAGAACAACCGCAUAUUUCAGACGCUGAUGGAGGUGUCGGCCAGCCAGGACAAGACGCUGACAGCUGACCACGCCCGAGGCAUGGGCCUGGAUCCCCAAGGGGAUCGAAGUUUCCUUAUGGACCUGCUGGAAGUGUAUGGCAUUGAUGUCAUGCUCGUCAUUGACAACCCCUGCUGCACUUAAAUCAAGAGCAAGAGCGAGGGGGGAGCAAAGAUCACUUUUUAAAGACUACCAGACAUUGCUUCGGAGGAUCACUGGAACUCACCACAGCCACUGGACAGAUCUCACUUUAUUUAAGUAACUUUAUAUGGAAAGUAUUUAUAAUUUUAAAACAAAAUGUGAUUUUUUUUUUUUUUUCUCCCUCUCUACUUCCCAAUGAGUACCUGCUCCAGGUUUUUUUUUUUGUUUGUUUUUGUCUCCCUUUCUCUUUCGUGUUUUUUUUGUUUUUGUUUAGAUAGGACCAGUGGCACCUUUGCACCAAUCCUCACUGUUGCCAGUGAUAGCUAGGUUUUGGCCUAGCCUGGAUACCUGAGGGCUGAAGACUUCAGGAAAGCACUUUGUCUCAUGGGGACCAAUGUGAAAUGCUGUCACUGAGCUCUCAAGGGUUGACUGGAAAAUCCUCCUAUCAUCCCCUCUUCCACUUGGGGACUGAAGAGGGCUUCAGCACAGGCUGGUGGGGGCCCAGUCUCAUAAAACAUCUAUCCUGCCACGUUUAGUGGUGGGGACAGCUAAACCAAUGAUAACAAACAGGACUCCUUUAAACACGCCUCACUCACCUUCUAGCAGCUGAGUUGGAAUAAAGCCACCCUUCCUCCUCAAUGGCAAAAGCAAGUUUGGGAUAAGGGGGUGCUACGGGAUCUUAUGACUUUGCUUACCAGAGUAGCAUGGUUUCACUUCUAGCACUUCAGGUGGUACAAACGGGCAGAGAUUAUACCUACCUAUCUGCUACCAUAGCUGGAGAAGAGCACCAUCUCUGCUUAAUCCCUCCUGCUGCUUCCUCUCAUUUUCAGUUGCAUCACACCUGCUGCUUUGGUUUAAAAUCUUCAAACCAGCAAGACGGUCUCCCAUUUAACAGGGACCACCAUCACUGAGCCACCUCGCAGUCACUAUGUUCUCCAGCCUCAGCUCAGAUGGUGCUGGGCUGGGCUGGGUUGAAUAAGUAUGUUUUAACUAACGGCACUAGCCUUUCCUUUCUAGCAGAUGGUACUUGUCACUCCUUUGCUUUAACACUGUCUGCUGAGCCUCCUUUUGUCGACCAGCCUUCAGCACUGCCCGCCGCUGUCGUUGGCUUUCAGUGUGAGACAGAGAGCAGUAUGUCACCUUGCAGCUGCAACGGCCUCACAGUUUGCAGGAAGCUCCCUGGGAGUUUGGUAUUCUUGACUGGCACAGCUGCUAGAAGCAAUGUCUACCAGCAAGCCUUUUUUUUUUCUUUUUUCCUAGGCAGAGAAGCUGCAGAACUAGAUGAACAGCGUUUCCUAUUUGUAUGCUGUAGAAAAAAAUCAGAUUCGGUUCAUGCAGGACCAGUGGUUACCUUCAGGAAGGCUAGCCCAGUAACUAGUAAUUCCUUCGCCGUGUGAAAUCCAAGAUGGUACUGUGGGUUCUGGGUGUGACAUACUGCUUUGUGCAAAAUCCUUCAGCCAGUAGUAGCAUCAGCUUUAGGCCAACUGUUCUUCCUGAACUGUGGCUAUGACUAAUUAGCUACUGCUUCUCCCAUAAUAGACUUCAGCACCCUUGGAGCCUUGCUGCAGUUUGUAAGAAAUGCAAACUCUAGCUGAUGUAAUCCAUUUAUCCUGCGUUUUACAGGACGAGACAAAGCCUGAACCACCACAGUCUCACCUGAUAAAUUCUUCUUAAAACAGGUGAAGCGAGUGUUCUCUGAGCAGACCCUCUGUGAAGGAAGGAAGCUGGCAGGUCCUGUUUUGCCUCGAAGGUUAUCUGCAGCAAAGGGGUAGUUUUGCUUGCUGUGGAUUCAGAGGCUUUAGUGAGGUGGGGACCAGGGGCCUCGCGAGGCUUACUGCACAGUUCGUUGGUAUGAGCUUCAGCAUAUUACGUUCCUGUGACCUGCCUGGCUCUCAGCAGUUGCUCCCUUGCCUGCUUUUUCAGGGCUUUGGAUGUUUUCGUACAGGAGAAAACAUGUUGCUGCUUGUAUUGCCAGUUGCCCACAACUGUAGCAUAAUCAUCCUUAGAAGGUUAGGGAAAAAAAAAUGGAGAAAGAGGAAAAAAUGCAGAGCUGAUUAUCAUUUAAGGGCAAGACCAGUCCCUUUUCCUUAAGAAAAGGCUUUGUUUUCAAACUGACACCUCUAGCAUGAAAGUGACCCCCAGUCUCCAUGCUUUUUUCUAACUUGACCUUUAGUUUUAACAUGCUGUUUGCAGUGAAGAUCCCUGAGGAAGUCUAGCUGGCACUGUAUUGCUGUCACUUACUUAACUUCCUGCAGAUAUUAAAAAAGGAACUGGAACCAGCCUCCAGCAAUUCUUCCUUUCACUUUCUUGGAGGUUUGCUACAUAGUUUAGCUGUGGUCAGCUGUUAGUAAGUUUCUCUUCUCUUUGAUGUCAGUAGUUCUUUUGCUGAACUAAAGAGAAGCAAACCUUUAAUUAGUCAAUGAAAUUUUACAGCCUCUGCACUCAGAGGCUUUUGAACCCCCUGCAUUAGAGCGCUAUGGUCACAAGCUGUCAGAACAUCAGGUCUGCUAGACAGCACUGCUAGAGCCCACCAAGCAGAACCUCUUGAAAUUACUAUUUGAUGUUUAUCAAACCUCUGCUUUCCGGAAACUAGGUCUUCAGUUGCUAGCAGUCCUGUGGGUGCAGAAGCAUCAAAGCAAGCAGAUUACUGUAAAAGUAGCAUCCACGCGCCACCCCAGCUGGAGGGCUACAGCCUAUUUUGCUCUUCCUUGUAAUUUUGCUUCUCCACAGCCUCCCUUGGCAGGUAACUGCUGUAAGUUAGGAAGCUGGCAGACAGAAAACAGAACAAAAGAGAUUUCUCUCUCUCUCCUAACCCUUCCUUGUUUGAUUUGCUGCAAAAGAACCUUCCACCCGCGCUCUCCUUUUCUAGCAGACAUUGCUUAUAUUGUCGCUGCGUGUGGAAAGUCCUUGAUAGAGGGGUACAUCAUGCAAACAACUGGCUACAGCUUGGGACACGAAGGCUCAUUCAGCAGGCUGGUUUUGUUUGGAACCAAUUUAACUGAAUCUUUCCAAGAGGUAACAUAAUUCAGGGUAAAACAGUUAAGCUCAGACAGUUAAAAUCCCCUCGACACUUAAUAGUAGCUGUUUUGAAUGUAGCAGCUGGAAGGGAGACAGUUACUUGGUACAGUUUGAAUUAAAAGAGGGAGGAAAGUGCGGCAUAAGGUAGGAUAUUGCUGAUUACUAUAAAAUACUCUUUUCCAUUUGAAGUACUUUACCUUUACAGUGGUGCCUUUAAUUUCUUCGGUGUGAUGCCUCUGGCCAGUUGCUGGUGAUCAGAGCCCAGGCUGAAUGGUGGUUACAGUAACCGUGAACGUCCUGUGCCCUGGCAGACAGAGUCUGGUUUGUUCCUUCUGACACCCAAGUCACGGUACAGCCAUUGCAGGUUCUUAGCUGGUACAUGCUUGAGUUUAAACAGGGGAGCAAGAGCUUCCUAAUUGCAUCUUAACUGGAGUUGCAGUAGAAACGUGUAAUCAAAUAAUGAAUUUUUACUAUCUGGAUUGGAGGGUAGAGCUUGGGAAAGAAAUAAAAACUAGGUUUUAAAUCUGAACAAAGGGAUACCACGCCAGAUAUUUAAAUCGUGCAAGUCUUCUCAGUGCAAGGCUAGGCCAAGGUGCAUGAAGCCAAGUACAACCAAGAACCGUAAGGGAUACUAGGAGAAAGGCAUUUUACUGAACUAGAUUUCAGAUUUGUCUUCAAGAUGUACUAACACCUUCUCUUCUAGCAUAUACGAAGCAGUUACUCCAAUGUAUGUUAGAGCUCAUGGUCAUGUCUGUCACAGGAGAUGAGCUUGCCUAUCCAGCAUCCUUAAAGGCAGAAGAAAGUUCCGUCACCUUUUCAAGAGAAAGCAGCUUACUGUACAGCUUAUUCUGUAAAGCAGGUGUUACUGUGAUACUUCUAUAAUUUUAAGAACUGCUGAAGUUAAUGGGCAAAAAGCGAGGAGCAGCAGUGGCCCUCUUGGUGACUGACGAUGCGAAGGACAGGCAUGCUUUGCUCUGGGAGGCAGAAGGGCAAGAGCACUCUGUCCUAGUGCAAAACUCAAGGUACAGAGCACACAUACCAACCCAAAUUCUCUCAUCACAGCUCGUACUUUUAAGUUAGUUGCUGUCUCCUCUCUGCCCCCCACCCCCCAAAGCUAGUGGUCGAGUGAUUAUGGGAGAAGACAACAUGUCUUUUGUGAGGGACUGGAAUGUACUGACUUAACAGAAUGAUAUGUCUGUCUACAACAGAGGGUACUAAAUGCCUGUGAGCCAGGAUUUCAGGUCCUGGUUAAUGCAACACGCCAUUCAAAUGGGAAUGUUUAAUUGUGGUUAAAAUAAACAGGUGCCUUGGGCUGGUCCAUCAGUAGGUUGUUAUCCUUCCUUUUCGUUUAUGUUACAGUUUUUUAAGCCCUUCUAGAAUGGACUGUUAAGUUGAAGCCAGGAUAAGCGUUUCUGUGAGCGGGACUGAGGAUUCUACUCCUGCCUCCUGUCUUGGAGUUCAUACAAAGAAAGUUGUUUGUCUUGCUGUCAGACAAACAUGAGACCCGAGUCCUUUCCUCAACACGGCAGAUAGCAGGUUCAGCCCCUGCUGAUGUUAUGUAAUGUUUUCCUCACACCUCCCCUCUGAACGUUGCAAUUCAGAGGUCUAGGACCACCCCACACUGAAAGACCUCUGAACUGCAGAGGAAGGGGAAAAUUACAUGAAUGGUAUUUAUCCAAGCUACUCAACUGAUGCCGAUACAAAUAUUUAAGUAUCGGCCUGUGUCUCACAGGACCCUUGGUACUUGAGCAUCAGAACAGCAUUAACAGUACCAAUUCUGAAGGAGGCUCUUGGUUACCCUGAAGCAAGGAAUCAAUUGCAAUGGGAGCUGUGCGUCUGAUACAAUGGAAGAGAAUUAGUCGUUUUCCCUGUGAAAUGGUACAGAUGAAUCAGAAGCUAAAUCUUAGCGUCUCGCCCCUUGCAGCAGGCUGGUUGUAGUUCUAACAGCUCUGAUGUUGUUUGCAUCUUGCAGAUGUGUGGUUGCUCCCAUAGGCCUGUGGCUGUGUAGAGAAACUGCUUACUAAAACAUGGGUAUUUUUUAAUACAAUUAAAGCUUACCUUUUUGAAAUGGCUGCUGCCUUGUCUUUCCUGCCACUUGAGAAAAAAGCCACUGCUGAUUUUAUGAGGGAAGCAUCAGCCUGAGGGAAAACUCAGUUGGUGGUAACUGCCCCCACUCUGAAUGAGCUAGUGGCUGCAGAGUCCCGGGUGUCUCUGUGGCAAGCAAAAAGUGCAGAGCACAGCCAACGUGUUCCUCGGAGAGUGACCCAGGGGUCCACUGGGCACUCUGAAUUGCUGCAGAACAGAAGAAAGCAAGCACAACACAGGCCCUAGCACCAGCGUAACUAUUAAAAAGAACUAGCAGGCUUCUACUCCCCUAGAUCUUAGUCAGGAAAGGGAUGAACGCUUGCCCCAGUAGCUUAGGUAAUUACUUUCUCCACAGUAUAGUCAAGGGAAGGACAGCAAUCAGUUUGGCAGAGUGCAGAAAACCAGCCCUACUUCCCCUUUCAAAGCAUUUUCCUGUAGCAAGUCUCCAGCAGAGGAUGCUGUUGCAGCAGCAUGCAGCCAGGAUGCAGUCUUUAAUAAAGCUGCUGGAAGUCAAUUCACUGAGUCCUUAUUUUGAUUACAGCAAAGAAUCAACAGUCGAACUUAGACUAGAUCACAGUAUAACACAGGGACUAUGUACAAACAGCAAUCGCAUCAGAAAAAUAAGGAUUUUUUUUUUUUUUUUUUUCCUUCCAGUAAGCAAGGCAGAAUCAUGUGAACUUGUAAGUUAUAAUAAGAAGGGCAACCGGUAACCUUGCCUAAGUCAAUUGUAUUUCCUCUCAGCAAUUAAAGCAAAGCUAUAAACAAAAGCUCAGAAAAGCAACAAAACUAAUUACAGUACUGAGGCUCAAGGGGAUGUAUGUUGUGGAAGGAGUGGUGAGCACUGUUUACAUUAGAGAAGAGCAACCAGACACAGUGAAUAAUAAAAGUUACUUGGAUGCCCUUGUUUGUGUUAUACUACCACGGGAAUAAAAGGAAUACUUACAAAAAAAAA